Molecule: messenger RNA, 521 nt
Organism: Rhizopus microsporus ATCC 52813
Lineage: Eukaryota; Fungi; Mucoromycota; Mucoromycetes; Mucorales; Rhizopodaceae
Exons: 1
Coding region: 9-440 (143 amino acids)
Source: RefSeq, a predicted model, not a curated record
AUAACAUCAUGGUUAUUGAUACUUCUUCUAAAACUAUUAUUUCAUGUCUUGCAUCAUCUCGUAAAAGAAGACGUACUUCCAGUCAAUUACAUGUCCGAUUCUGUACUCAACCUCAAAUCAUUACUUAUUACUCCCGAUCAGACAGAGAUGGGUUACUCUUUGAUAUGCCUUCUUCCCCCAAAGAACACAAACAGGAUCCAUUCAUUCUUUUAUCCAUCAAUUUCUUUGAAAGCCCACUAAAAAGAAAGGCUAAAUUCACAAGUAAACGACCCAAGUUGACAAUAGAUACCAGCAAUUUGAGUGGACCUCUUUAUUUUACAAACAUGACAACCAAUCAUGCAAAACAUAUCUUGAAGGCUGACUUGGAAAAAGAACAAGAAGAAGAUCCCAUUGAUAUGGAAACAAGAGAAAAUACGAGAAGAAAUAGUUUGCCUCUCUAACCCUGUUCUCCUUUUUCUGAUUUUCUCUACAUAUACGAUUAAAGGUGUUUUAUUUAUAAAAUAUAUAUGACCAUUGUGGGC